Messenger RNA from Phyllostomus discolor (pale spear-nosed bat), 2219 nucleotides. RefSeq names its product tubulin alpha like 3 (gene TUBAL3). Gene Ontology annotation, biological process: mitotic cell cycle; microtubule cytoskeleton organization. The record is from RefSeq and is a predicted model, not a curated record. Gene Ontology annotation, cellular component: microtubule; cytoplasm. Bases 100 to 1440 code for a protein of 446 amino acids. The transcript is spliced from 4 exons. Gene Ontology annotation, molecular function: GTP binding; structural constituent of cytoskeleton. Lineage: Eukaryota; Metazoa; Chordata; Mammalia; Chiroptera; Phyllostomidae.
GUCAGCAGCUAGGCCCUCAGGUGGAGUCACUUCCUGGGCUGUGAUAAGGCUCACCUGGACACUCUGUCACUCAUUACCAGGGGGCACCUUCAGCUCAGCAUGAGGGAGUGCCUUUCCAUUCAUGUGGGCCAAGCUGGUGUCCAGAUUGGGGAUGCUUGCUGGGAACUCUAUUGCCUGGAACAUGGAAUCCAUCCGGAUGGCUUUCUUCUCAACAGUAAAAAGGAUCAGUUGGGAGUUGCUAAAAUGGAGCAUAAGGAUGCCUCUUUUGAUACUUUCUUUUGUGAGACAAGAGCGGGGAAGCAUGUGCCCAGAACACUCUUCAUUGACCUAGAGCCAACUGUUAUAGAUGGGAUUCGAACAGGCAAGUACCGCUCACUCUUCCACCCAGAGCAUCUCAUUAAUGGGAAGGAGGAUGCUGCAAAUAACUACGCCCGAGGUCACUACUCUCUGGGGUCAGAGAUCAUCGACCUUGUGCUAGAGAGAAUCCGAAAACUGGCAGAGCAGUGCAGUGGACUGCAGGGAUUUUUGAUUUUCCGAAGCUUGGGCGGAGGCACUGGAUCAGGAUUUACAUCACUCUUAAUGGAACAGCUGUCGGUACAAUAUGGCAGGAAGACUAAAUUGGAGUUCUCUGUCUAUCCAGCCCCCAGGAUCUCCACUGCUAUAGUAGAACCUUAUAACUCCAUCCUCACCACCCAUUUCACAUUAGAGCACUCAGACUGUACCUUCAUGGUGGACAAUGAGGCCCUCUAUGACAUAUGCCAUCAUAAACUUGGUGUUGAACGCCCCUCUUAUACCAUCAUUAAUAGGUUAAUAAGUCAAGCAGUAUCUUCCAUUACUGCUUCCCUCCGGUUUGAAGGGUCCUUGAAUGUGGACUUAAAUGAAUUCCAGACCAAUCUAGUACCUUAUCCAAGAAUACAUUUCCCCAUGACAGCCUUUGCCCCCAUCAUUUCUGCUGACAGUGCCUACCACAAGGACUUCUCUGUGUCAGAUAUCACCACUGCUUGCUUUGAGUUCUCCAACCAGCUGGUCAAGUGUGAUCCUCGACUGGGGAAGUACAUGGCCUGCUGUCUACUCUAUAGGGGGGAUGUGGUUCCCAAGGAUGUGAAUGCCGCAAUUGCAGCCAUGAAGUCAAGAAACUCCAUUCAGUUUGUAGAUUGGUGUCCAACAGGUUUCAAGGUGGGCAUCAACAGUCAACCACCCACAGUGAUGCCAGGGGGCGAAAUGGCCAAGGUCCAGCAGGCUGUCUGCAUGCUGAGCAACACCACAGCAGUUGUAGAGGCCUGGGCCCGCCUGGAUCACAAGUUUGACCUUAUGUAUGCCAAGAGGGCAUUUCUACAUUGGUACAUCAAAGAAGGCAUGGAAGAAGAUGAGUUUUUAGAGGCCAGGGAAGAUCUGGCUGCUCUAGAGAAGGAUUAUGAGGAGGUGGCACAAAGUUCCUAAUGCAUAUGUGAUGGUGGAAAUGAAUGUUAAGUGCCAUGUUCACUUUUUAAGACAUUGUACAGUUAAUGGGUAGAAUUCCCUUGAUUAGAAGAAGAAUGAAAUCAAAUCAAGCAAGAAUAUAAGUUCCACACUAAAUCUAAAUUAAAUCAGCUGAUAUUAACAAUGAGCACAUCUUUUCUUGUCAGUACAAUUCAGCACUGCUACCUGUGAAUCUUCUAAGCUUUGGAGUCCUUUCUGAGUUAUGUAUGACUUUUUUUUGUUCUUUGAAUAGAAACCUGGCUAUAUUCUUUGCUUUUUCAACCAUGACACUAUCAAACCCUGUACUAUUUCUGACGUGGGACACAGCACAAUUUUGAUUAUUAAUGUUAUUUCCUCCACAUCUAUACUUUGUACAUUGAUUAAAUAAUGAGCAUUUUCAGUAUGAUUUUUUUUGCUUCCAAAUGUGGGGCUUAAGGUCUCAGUUUGCUUUUUAUACAAACAAACAAACAAAGAUAUUCUUGGGUCUUUCACAAAUUUGAAUCUGUGUGUCUUAUAGGUCCUGUAGGUGAAAGUGAUCUCUUUCAGCUUUCCUUCCUUGAUGAGGUGUUCUCAAAUUGUGGCCCACAGAACCCUAUAUCAGAACCAUUUCAGAAGUUUCGAAAAAAAAAUGUAGAUUCUUAAGCUUCACUAUGCACUUGCUAAAUGAGAAACCCUGGGGAUUGGAGGCAGGGUGAUCUGAGGAUUUGAAAUUUUAAAAAGACACUUUAAUGGCCCUUGUUGGUGUGACUCGGUGGAUUGAA